AUGUUCAAGUAUACAAAGCAAAUGAAAGGGCGCAUGCGCGAUAUCGCAUCUGCACGGAAAAUGUUCGCGUAAUAGUUAUUUUACAGUGUUUUUUGAAUAAUUGGGCGAUUCAAACAAUUUCAACUAGUUCAUUAGUGAAUUUUAAACGGUAAAAAUGGGUGAAAGAUGUUGCAGACUUUGUGCUAAGGAAAAGGAAACAACAAUAAUGAUAUUUGGCGCAGAAGCUGCUUCAAUGCAACUCCAAAAUAAAAUGAACAAAUAUUUGUUAAUCGAGAUCGAGCGCGACGACAAUUUACCAAAAAGUAUUUGUAUCGAGUGUUGCAGACAAUUACAAAACGUAUGUGAAUUUAUAGAUUUGGCUAGGAAUGCACAAGAAACACUUCUAAAACUGAGCAUGGAAUUAUAUGACCGUACUGAUGAAGAUAUUUCAAUUUCACAAACAAAUCCGGACAUGACUAGAAUUAGCACAAAACAAAAUGUAGUAAUAGGAAAAAAAGACAGCACAGAAAUUACGUAUUUGAAUAGUGCUGACGGGGAAAAUGUAACCAUAACGAGACUAUAUUAUAACAAUCCCACCCUUAAAGUAGACGACGAAAACACAGAUGCACAGAAACCGUUUCCUUGCAAAUCAUGCCACAGAAAAUUCCUUUCAGAGAUAGCGCUUAAAAAUCAUAUGUGGUCCCAUUUAUCUCCUGGAGAAGCUGGCAAACCAUACACCUGCACAAUUUGCGACAAAGCUUUCGAAUUCAAAACUGAGUUCAUGACACAUAUUAAGCAACACAAUGGUACCCGUAAAUGCGCCAUGUGCAAGCGAUCAUUUAGGUCGGAGAAAAAUCUAAAUGCACACAUGACAAUUCAUUUCUCCAACAAAAAACUUUACACAUGUAACAAGUGUGGUCGAUCUUAUGCAACAAGAAGUACUUUUAGAAACCAUAAUAUAUCACACAGUAAUGAAAGACCACACCAUUGCACUAUGUGUAAGAAGAGUUUCAAGAGAUUUCAGGAACUGAGGUUCCACAUGAACAAACACACAGGGGCCAAGCCCUUUAAGUGUCCUGUCUGUAAUAAAGGCUUUGCCAGUUCUGGUAAUUGCUAUGCUCAUAAAUCUAGAAUGCAUCCAACUGCAACAGUACAAGAAAGUAGCAAAAACAGGAAGAAGCAAACUGAAGUUUCAGUAUUUUCUGAAUCUUUGUAUCUUAGACCCAUUGCACCGAAGGAAAAGACAGACAAAACUACAAAUGGUCCAUUUAAAUACCAAUGCCAGCUGUGCUCACAUACUUUUAAUAAAAAGGAUAAUUUCACAUACCAUAUGUAUAAACACACAGGAAUAAAACCAUUUCAUUGUAUCCAUUGCACAGAGAAGUUUGUAACUAGAAGAGGUCUUUAUCUACACUAUGAAAAAUAUCAUCCAGGCAAAGAUCGUCCUCUUGGCUUGUUUUCUAAAAAUGUUCAAUUAAAAUGAUGAAAAU
Molecule: messenger RNA, 1469 nt
Organism: Colias croceus (clouded yellow)
Lineage: Eukaryota; Metazoa; Arthropoda; Insecta; Lepidoptera; Pieridae
Product: zinc finger protein 182-like
Exons: 5
Coding region: 155-1462 (435 amino acids)
Biological process (GO): regulation of transcription by RNA polymerase II
Cellular component (GO): nucleus
Molecular function (GO): RNA polymerase II cis-regulatory region sequence-specific DNA binding; DNA-binding transcription factor activity; zinc ion binding
Source: RefSeq, a predicted model, not a curated record